This is a messenger RNA of Phalaenopsis equestris, 2545 nucleotides long. RefSeq names its product potassium transporter 25-like. Gene Ontology annotation, molecular function: potassium ion transmembrane transporter activity. The record is from RefSeq and is a predicted model, not a curated record. Gene Ontology annotation, biological process: potassium ion transmembrane transport. NCBI's taxonomy places the organism in Eukaryota, Viridiplantae, Streptophyta, Magnoliopsida, Asparagales, Orchidaceae. The transcript has 7 exons. The coding region runs from base 332 to 2461 and encodes 709 amino acids. Gene Ontology annotation, cellular component: membrane.
CAUCCCAGAAGACCAGCAACCGCUGCUUCUCUUCUUUAUUAUCUCUCGGCAGGAAGAACGGUUUAUUCUCUGUCAUGCAAUAAAAACCUUACCGGAAAAACGUGACUUUCUACCUCCUUCCCUGCUUCCCUCCUUCCCUCCUGCUCCGGUGACCGGAGAAUUGAGAGCUGUCAUUCAUAGAAGAAUCUACCUAAUACACUUGCAUCACAGUUCUAAAAACUCCAGCCUUGUUAGCAAAACUCCAUUUUUCUUCUGUCUUAUGACAAUUCACUUUGAAGCUCACCUUUCUGGUCAAAAUACAUGCUUUUGUUAAGGUUUUGAUUUCUUGUUCAUGGAUCUUGAGGGCGGGACUCACAUGAACAGCUUUAAGAGAGAAUCAUGGCGGACGGUUCUCACGCUCGCGUACCAGAGCCUCGGCGUGGUUUAUGGCGACCUGAGCACUUCGCCUCUUUACGUCUACAAGAGCACCUUCGCGGAAGAUAUUAAGCAUUCUGAGACCAACGAAGAGAUCUAUGGUGUUCUCUCCUUCGUUUUUUGGACUCUGACUCUCAUUCCUCUGCUUAAAUACGUCUUCAUAGUCCUCCGAGCUAACGACAAUGGCGAAGGAGGGACCUUUGCUCUCUACUCUCUUCUCUGCCGACACGCACGUGUUGGGUUUAUUCCGAAUGGGCAGCUCGCAGACGAGGAGUUGUCGGCCUACAAAAAGACUGACAGUUUGAGCCGCAGCGGAGAAGGUUCGAUUGUUGGAGAGGCCGGUUAUGGCGGCCGUUCGGAGAUGGCUCCGGCGAAAGUGAAGAGAUUGCUGGAGCAGCACCAGGUUCUUCAGCGACUUCUGCUGAUUCUUGCUCUGAUUGGGACUUGCAUGGUUAUUGGUGAUGGUGUGCUUACUCCUGCACUAUCUGUAUUCUCUGCCGUCUCUGGGCUGGAACUUUCCAUGGCUAAGGAGCAUCAUAAAUGUAAGCGAGAGGCAAUCAUGUCUCUGAUACAAUUCCUUCAUCAAUCACUGAGGACCUGUUACUUUAUGCAGAUUGCUUUUACCUUUGUUGUUUACCCAUCAUUGAUUCUAGCUUAUAUGGGACAAGCUGCAUAUCUAUCCCAACACCAUAUCAUCGAAACUAAUUAUCGAAUUGGAUUCUACGUAUCCGUUCCAGAGAAAUUAAGGUGGCCUGUUCUGGGUAUAGCCAUACUUGCUGCUGUGGUAGGAAGCCAAGCUGUUAUCACUGGUACCUUUUCAAUAAUUAAACAAUGUUCUGCUUUGGGAUGCUUUCCUAGAGUGAAGAUAAUACACACAUCGCCCAAAUUCAUUGGCCAAGUAUACAUCCCGGAUAUCAACUGGAUUUUGAUGAUAUUAUGUUUGGCCGUUACUAUCGGUUUCAGAGACACGAAGCGCAUGGGAAAUGCCUCGGGGCUGGCGAUAAUAACUGUCAUGCUCGUCACCACCUGCCUGAUGUCUCUAGUAAUUGUUCUCUGCUGGCGGCGGAGCAUUGCCUUUGCCUUAUGCUUCAUCUUCUUCUUCGGCUCGAUCGAGGCCCUUUACUUCUCCGCUUCCCUUAUUAAGUUUCUCGAGGGAGCUUGGGUGCCCAUCAUCCUCUCAUUUGUGUUUAUGAUCAUCAUGUACGUGUGGCACUAUGGUACCCUCAAGAAGUACGAGUUCGAUCUCCAGAACAAGGUCUCGAUCAAUUGGCUCCUUCGGCUUGGGUCCACUCUCGGGCUUACGCGUGUUCGAGGCAUCGGUCUUAUUCAUACCGAGCUAGUUUCUGGCAUUCCGGCUAUAUUCUCACACUUUGUCACCAACCUCCCCGCAUUCCAUGAGGUCGUCGUCUUCCUCUGCAUCAAAUCCGUGCCGGUCCCCCAUGUUCAACCAGAAGAGAGGUUCUUGGUCGGCCGGAUUGGCCCGAAAGAAUACCACAUCUACCGUUGCAUUGCUCGCUAUGGCUAUCAUGACAUCCACAAAGAUGACAUCGAGUUCGAAAAGGACCUUAUGUGCAGCAUAGCCAGCUUCAUCCAGUCCAGUACUUCGACUGAGCUCAACAGUCUCUUGGAAGAAGAAUCUUCCAAGGAGGAUGAGAAAAUGACGGUGGUCGGAACCGGACAUUGGCUUCAUGAGGUUCAGGAGAAGAGAGGGGUGGAUGAGAACGAGAACUCCGAUGAACCAUCAAAGCAUCGAGAAAUACAGUCGCCGAUGAUUGUGAGGAAGAAGGUGAGGUUUGUGCUGCCUGAGAGCCCGAAGAUGGACUCGACGGUGCGAGAUGAGCUUCGAGAUUUGAUGGAAGCGAGGGAGUCUGGCAUGGCCUUCAUCAUGGCAAACUCUUGCAUGAGGGCAAAGGGUGGUUCUAGUUUCAUGAAGAAGCUUGCUCUUAAUUUGUAUGAUUUCUUGAGGAGGAACUCUAGGGGGCCAUCUUAUGCUGUAAAUAUACCACAUGCUUCCACCCUUGAGGUUGGAAUGAGCUAUGUUGUAUGAAUAGCUGUUAAUUAGCGGCCAUGGUUUUUAAUCUUUUUUGUUUAUUGAUUUUUCUUACAUUUUUUGUGUAUAAUUAUCAGUUUU